UUUAAAAAGGACUUUCUUCCUCCUCUGGCGAGCGAUGGACGAGAGCGUUGUGGUGCGCCGGAUCAUUCCCGCGGACAACAGUUGCCUCUUCAAUGCGGUCGGGUACGUGAUGGAGCACAACAAGAGCAAAUCCUCGGAAUUGAGAGAGGUUAUCGCCGCCACUGUGAUUAGCGAUCCCGAGUCUUACAAUGAGGCAUUCCUUGGCAAGCCAAACGGCGACUAUUGCCAGUGGAUACUUAAUCCCGAGAAAUGGGGAGGAGCGAUUGAGCUCGCGAUUUUGUCGGCCUAUUAUAGACGCGAGAUAGCUGCAUAUGAUAUUCAAACUACACGCUGUGAUCUCUAUGGCCAGGAUAAAAGCUACCAAGAGCGUGUCAUGGUUAUCUAUGAUGGAUUGCACUAUGAUGCUCUUGCGUUGGCUCCUUUUGCGGGUGCUCCUGAAGACGUCGAUCAAACAGUUUUCAAGGUGGACGAGUAUGGCCACAUUGGUCCAGCGGAGCGUUUGGCAGUGAAACUAGUCGAGGAAUCUCACAGGAACCGGAAGUUCACAGAUACUGCGAGCUUCACGCUGCGUUGUGGAAUUUGCCAAGAAGGCGUGGUGGGACAAAAGGAAGCUGUGGAGCACGCGAAGCUCACCGGGCACACCAAUUUCCAGGAGUUUAGAUAACACUGUGAAGUUGGAGUGAGAGAACUAGACAACGCUGUUACUAUAGCGAGACAAGCUUUGGAUCUCUCGUCCUGUUCUACCUUUUGGUGGUUUUUGACGAGAGAUUACGUGUUGUAAUACUACUGCAACGUGCGCCGUUGGAUGCGUGACGCGUGUCUCGUGUCGCAUCCAACGGCUCUGAACCGCAUUUUGCAUCGAGCUUGCCAACCA
This is a messenger RNA of Selaginella moellendorffii, 874 nucleotides long. Its product is annotated as ubiquitin thioesterase OTU1. The record is from RefSeq and is a predicted model, not a curated record. Gene Ontology annotation, biological process: endoplasmic reticulum unfolded protein response; protein deubiquitination. Gene Ontology annotation, cellular component: cytosol; nucleus. Gene Ontology annotation, molecular function: cysteine-type deubiquitinase activity. The coding region runs from base 35 to 664 and encodes 209 amino acids. Lineage: Eukaryota; Viridiplantae; Streptophyta; Lycopodiopsida; Selaginellales; Selaginellaceae. The transcript is spliced from 8 exons.